Messenger RNA from Penicillium soppii, 1743 nucleotides. RefSeq names its product putative ribosomal assembly complex component Ipi3. The transcript has 2 exons. NCBI's taxonomy places the organism in Eukaryota, Fungi, Ascomycota, Eurotiomycetes, Eurotiales, Aspergillaceae. Bases 1 to 1743 code for a protein of 580 amino acids. The record is from RefSeq and is a predicted model, not a curated record. Gene Ontology annotation, biological process: DNA-templated DNA replication; rRNA processing. Gene Ontology annotation, molecular function: protein binding. Gene Ontology annotation, cellular component: nuclear pre-replicative complex.
AUGGACUUGACCACCACUUCGCAAGACAGUCUUAUUCCAUUCCUCAUGCUUUCCGAAUCAUUUGUGGCGUCGACGCUGGCCUCCAGCAAAUCUCCGACAGCCUCGCUCCGAGAUGUAGGGAUCUGCGUUCAUGAAUUGCUCCCUUCUUCGAUACUGCGAUCGACCUUCAAGAAGAGCUCUACCACAACCAAUUGUUUGGCCGUCAGCCCCUCGCAUAUUUUCACAGCCCAAGCAGACAAGGCUGUGUUGCACGUGUACAGCAGAGAGAAAGGAAACCAAGAGGGAAUCGUACCAUUUCCCGAACGGAUACGCAGCAUUGCUGUUGCAGGCGGCAAGUAUGGAGAUGUCUUAGUUUUGGGUACUGAGGGUGGCCGAUUAAUCCUCUGGGAGACAUCCACAGGACGUCAGGUUGCCACGACGGCCUCGCAUCUGCAACCUGUGACCUCAAUCGUUGUCGACCCCACCUCCAACUUCAUUCUGUCUGGCUCCUCGGAUGCUAGUGUACAUGUCUGGUCCUUGUCCGGCAUCCUCUCUUUCUCGAAACCCGCUUUUAGCGCGACUCGUCAACCCACGAACUCGCCUAUUCGAACAUUUUCAAAUCACCGCGCAGCUAUUACCUCCCUUGCUGUCGGACACAGCAAUGGCCGGAAUAAUAUUGUGGUAUCAACUGCGAAAGAUAAUACCGCCAUUGCAUGGGACUACCACACUGGGCGUUCCCUGAGAACGUUCCUCCUUCCUUUCUCCGCAACAUCUGUGGCUCUAGAUCCGGUCGACAGAGCUUUCUACGUUGGAUAUGAAGAUGGCAGUGUACAAUCUGUGGAUUUCUACCGUGGCAACUCCUCGCAAAAUCCUCUACAUGACCCCUCAGUACAAUCGACCCCAGUACAGGUCUCCACCGAGGACAGGUGGCUCCCUCCGUCCGCCGAAUCAGGAUCGGUGAAUACAAUCUCCCUUACAUACGAUGGCACCACCUUACUCUCAGGCCACGCGAACGGCAAGGUUCUUUCUUGGAAUGUUGCCCGCCGCAAGUAUAUCUCUGCGGUUGCCGACUACACGCAUCCAAUCACCAAUCUGUUCAUGCUGCCUCCAGGUGGCAUCCCCCACCCAUCAUCAGACUUGAAGAGAAAGGCCCACACUGUGGUCAAGCCGCGCCACGACAAUGGACUGUCAGCUCCUCUCCACGCUCCCGGCGCGGUUCCAGCCGAGUACAUGUUCCAUACGCAGAUCAUCGCUUCCGACUCAAAGACUCGCAAACCCACUCAAUUCUCCCAAGCACUAACCCACGCCUCAUUCCCCGACUUCAUGAUCGACGACGGUCUAGCAGAGCUAGCUGCAUUCCACCAGCCCGGCACAGAAGUCCGCGUCUCGGGCAGUGCUCCCAAGGAACCUGUCGAAGACAGGGCUCACGAGUCGCAGGUCGCCGAGUUAGAAAACGUGGUAUCCGUGCUCAAAAAGAAAGUCGCAGUCAAUGAGACAGCUCGUCACAAUGCAGAUGAUGAGGUCGUGCAAUUGCGCUCGGACCUCGCCAACCUGCAGGAUUACAUCAAUGAGCUCCAUGAGAAGCAGGAGGCGGCUCAGAAAGCUAAGGUCCUGCGCAAAGCAAGGAAGCAGGAGCACGAGAGGAAGAAACGGGAAGCUUGGCUUGCUGCCGAGAAAAAUGGACGCAGUGGGGAUGCGGUCGUGCAAAAGAUGGACGUCGAUGGUGCUGUGACCAGUGACUCAGAUGAUCAGAGUGAUGAAUAA